CAUGUCCAUGUCGCCGUGUCCGUGUCUGUGCAUCAUAGGUUUUGAUAGUAGAAAAGAGUUAAGAUUUUCAUUCCAGGCACUUGCAGCUUGCUUCACUACAUAUAAUGCCUUUUUCAACUUAUGUAUAUAAUUAUAAUAUAUUGAGCUUUCAAAUCUAUGUAGUUAUUCAACUACAAAAUUCACGAAAGCAUUCUUAGUAUCCAUUUAAUAUAACUUGAAACCUCUAAAACAUGUAAAUAUAAGUAGUUUAAUAACUUCUGAACAGAUACAGGGGCGAAAUUUUUCUUAAAGGCAAUUACUUUUAUCUGAUUAAACCCUUUUUAACUAGUCUUGCCUUAUUUCUAGCAAUUAAUUCAGAGUUAUUUAAUUUAUUUUUUAAUACUCAUUCGGUUUCAAUUAUACUCCAAUCAGAUGGUCUAAGGACUAAUCUUCAAACAUUAUUACGAGCAAAUCGAUUACAUUCUUAUACAUUACCAAAACCCAAAAUUCAACUACCAAAGCAUUUUCAACUCUAGUUGGUCUUAAGCGAUAUAAAGUCAGUCUCGCUAACUUCUUCUCACUAACUUCUUGUUGAAGUGCAUUUCUAGUACACCAACGAUUAUCUUCACCCAUAAUCUGAAAAGUUCUUCGACAACAAGCGAAAUGUCUGGCAGAGGAAAGGGAGGCAAGGGAUUGGGAAAGGGCGGUGCGAAGCGCCACCGCAAAGUUCUCCGAGACAACAUUCAGGGAAUUGCGAAGCCGGUGAUCCGGCGGUUGCCAAGGCGUGGCGACGUUAAACGGAUCAGUGGUUUGAUCUACGAGGAGACCCGUGGCGUUCUGAAGAUCUUUCUUGAGAAUGUUAUCCAUGAUGCUGUCGCCUAUACGGAGCAUGCUCGCUGGAAGACUGUCACAACCAUGGACGUAGUCUACGCGCUCAAGCGCCAGGGGCAUACUCUUUAUGGCUUUGGCGAGUAAAAAGCUAGGGUUUGUGCUUGGGGUUUGGGCUAUUCAGAUGUGUAGUUUUCUACUGCUUUAAUGCACUAAGAUAUUUGGGUUUUUAUCUCAGAAUCUGAUUUCAUCGUUUAAUGAUAAUGCAUUAUGUUUUAUGAAUCUGUAUUGUGAAGUGCAUGAUAUCCUUUUGAGGAUUUCAGAAUUUCUAUUUUGUUUCCUUAAAAAAAAUGCAUUUCUUGUAUUGAUGUUGAUAGAAGAAUUUCCAAUUUUUUUAAUCUUUAGGAUAACUAGAUAUUCAUUAUCUAGAUAGUAUUUCUAAUUUCUUUUUGAGCAUGUCUAAUUUUUCAAGUUUGGGAAACUCACCAUUCUCUAGAUUGACUAUGGAUAACAGAUUCAUCAAAAUUGACAUGUAGAUUCUUAUACUAUUAAAAUUCUUUUAUAAAACACUAAAUAAUUUUCUUACUGAUGAAUAUCCAAAAAUAUAACCUUAUCUGAUUUGGCAUUGAACUUGCCUGGACAUGUUUUUAUUAUUCAACAUGAAAUACUAACAGCCAAAUAUAUAUAAAUAUGAUAAGUUUGAGGUUCUACCGUUAAGCUAUUCACAUAUAGUUUUGUUCAUCCUAAAAUGAAUAUUUACUCUAUUUAUUACGUAACAUGCAAUAUCGACAACCUCAGCCUAAAAAUACUUAGGUAGGUUAUAUUCAUUGAGCAUAGAACAAGAAGCUUCUAUCAAAAUCCUAUUCAUUUCUUUUUGUCAUUCUAUUAUGUUAAGUAUAUUUUGUGCAGAGAAUUUCAGACUUAUUCCUAACUCCUUUAAAAAAAUUUAAUUUAUCAUUAUCAAAUUUCCCUCUAUCACCACUGUGGAUAGUAGAUAUUAAAUAACCUCUUUUUGUUAAAUUAAUUUUGCAAACAUUUUAAAAUCAGUGGAGGAGGCAUUCUUAUUUGUUAAGAAUCUGACCCAGAUAAAUCUUGUGUAAUCAUCUACAAUGAUAAAAUCAUAAAACUUAUAUCAUAGACUAACUGUACUAAUUGGGUAAAAUAAACACGUGCAUAA
Molecule: messenger RNA, 1984 nt
Organism: Dendrobium catenatum
Lineage: Eukaryota; Viridiplantae; Streptophyta; Magnoliopsida; Asparagales; Orchidaceae
Product: histone H4-like
Exons: 1
Coding region: 643-954 (103 amino acids)
Biological process (GO): nucleosome assembly
Cellular component (GO): nucleosome
Molecular function (GO): protein heterodimerization activity; DNA binding; structural constituent of chromatin
Source: RefSeq, a predicted model, not a curated record